Temnothorax curvispinosus is the source of this 1301-nucleotide messenger RNA. RefSeq lists its product as uncharacterized. The transcript is spliced from 3 exons. The record is from RefSeq and is a predicted model, not a curated record. Lineage: Eukaryota; Metazoa; Arthropoda; Insecta; Hymenoptera; Formicidae. The coding region runs from base 293 to 805 and encodes 170 amino acids.
AUCCUUUCACCGGUCGCGAUUAUUGAUUUUCGACUUUCGAGGUUUCUGGAGCAAGCCCGACGCAGCUGGUCGACGCAGGCGUCGACGCCGACGCAGCAUGGCGGAACCAGCUGCCGUAACACUGGCGCUGGACCAUCGUCCGGAUCCCUUGCGAGUCUUGCGACUGCCACGUAAAGCCCCGCGUGCGUAUCGCGCGAAGGCAAUCGUGGCGAAGAUGUAAGCCGCCCACUUCUCGGGUCGUCGCGUCGCGUCGUUGCGAUUAGUUUAGUCUCGCGACGAGGCCCCCUCCGAGAUGAACGCGAACGCACACGUCGCUAUCACGUGCUUCCUGCUCGUCACACUGAUCGCCCUUACAAGCGGUCAGCUAAUGUCAAAAGAGCAUCGGACCCAUGCGGCUUCUGAAAGAGCCAACGACUUGUGGUGUUAUCGGUGCUUCACUAUGAAUGACGGUGAGAAAUGUAUCAAUCUCACUGGCAAUACUGGCAAUACCAGUACCUACAAUCAUAAAUGCGUGGACGACAAAAGAAUCUGCAUGGUGAAGCGAUUCUCCUACACCACCAGCACCGAGAACUCGACCUCCAGCCCGAAGACGUGGUCCCUCGAGAGAAACUGCACGAACAAAUGCGAGCCCGGGUGCAUCGUGAUCGGCGAGCGCACCAAGCUCUACGCCUGCACCGCCUGUUGCGAGACUAAUCUAUGCAACAACGGUACCGGCACCGCCAACGACCUAACGAUCAAAGAAAUCGACCUCCUGCUGGCCCUCGCGCUCCAAGCGAUAUUGACCGUUAUCAUGUACCCGUCCUGACAGUGUCAAUAAAGCCUCUAAUCACAAUACAUGCCCCUCGACAGCGCCCGACGGCCGUGGCGCUCCGAUUUGCCUCAUAUUUGCCUGUAUCUCCCCGUAUACAUAAAAAUUUAACGCCUCGCCGACGUGACGCGGAAAACUACGCUUAAUAUAUUGUGUGUGUAACGUGGAUUGUAUUUAUUAAUGUGUAAAAUCUCCUUUUUCAAAAAAGUUUAUUUACAUAUUUUAAAAUGUCAAAAUUACAAUGGCUUUUUAAAAGCGUUUUUAUUCAUGGCGUGUUAAAUUUGUUCGCUGCAGGUCAAAAUGCCUGCAGCAUAUCAAUCGCCAUCGGCGGAAUGUUAACGCACUCCCGAGUCUUUUGAGCUGUAAAUCCCGAAAUCGUUUAACUCUUAAUGUAUUAAUUUUUAAUUAAUUGUUUUCUAAUUAAUAAAUUAAUUAUUCUUUUAAUGCGGCUGUAGUUGGUUGUCUAACAAUAAAUCGAAACAAUGUUUAUAGA